Molecule: messenger RNA, 252 nt
Organism: Exophiala aquamarina CBS 119918
Lineage: Eukaryota; Fungi; Ascomycota; Eurotiomycetes; Chaetothyriales; Herpotrichiellaceae
Exons: 1
Source: RefSeq, a predicted model, not a curated record
CUUCGACCAGUCGCGGGCGCGAUGCUCCGUCCAGCUCGACUCCUGACCACGAAAUCAUCACAAGCACAAGCACAAGCUCGCCAGUACACAUGCAGCGCUAUCCGCGGGUAUCCGACCGCGAUCGCACGCGCCGAGCGCGCCGCCGAUCUUAAGAAACAUCCAGAAUCCGCCCUCACGCAGCAGAAACUCGAGGAUAAGAAGGGGAACAGGCACUGGUCCGAGGAGAAUGCGACCUUGAGUGAAGCUGAUGUG